AUGAGCAAUCAGUACCAGGAGGAGGGCUGCCCUGAGAGGCCCGAGUGCAAAAGUAAAUCUCCAACUUUGCUCUCCUCCUACUGCAUCGACAGCAUCCUGGGCCGGAGGAGCCCGUGCAAGAUGCGGCUGCUGGGAAGCGCACCGAGCCUGCCCGCCCCGCUGGCCAGCCGCGCCGACCAAGAAAAGGUCCUGCAAGGCUCCCCGAAGGGCAGCAGCGCCCAGUUCGAGGCAGAGCUGCACCUGCCGCCCAAGCUGCGGCGCCUGUACGGUCCCGGCGGGGGCCGCCUCCUCCAGGGCGCCGCGGCAGCAGCGGCGGCGGCGGCGGCGGCAGCAGCAGCUGCGGCUACAGCCGGCGCGGGGCCCCGGGGGGAGGCGCCGCCGCCGCCACCGCCGCCUCCAACCGCGCGGCCCGGGGAGAGGCCGGACGGGGCCGGGGCUGCGGUGGCCGCCGCCGCCGCCGCCGCCGCCUGGGACACGCUCAAGAUCAGCCAGGCGCCGCAGGUGAGCAUCAGCCGCAGCAAGUCGUACCGCGAGAACGGGGCGCCCUUCGUGCCGCCGCCGCCCGCGCUGGACGAGCUCGGUGGCCCGGGGGGCGUCGCGCACCCGGACGAGCGCCUCGGUGCCACCGGCGGCCCCGGCAGCGGCCCAGCGGCCAGUGGCGGCACGGGUGCCGAGGACGAAGAGGAGGAGUUGUUAGAGGAGGAUGAGGACGAGGACGAGGAAGAGGAGCUGCUGGAGGACGACGAGGAGGAGUUGCUGGAGGACGAUGCCCGCACGCUGCUCAAGGAACCCCGGCGCUGCGCUGUGGCCGCCACCGGGGCAGUGGCCGCCGCCGCCGCAGCCGCAGCCGCCGUGGCCACCGAGGGCGGGGAACUGUCGCCCAAGGAAGAGCUGCUGCUGCACCCGGAGGACACCGAGGGCAAGGACGGCGAGGACAGCGUGUGCCUGUCUGCGGGCAGCGACUCAGAGGAGGGGCUGCUGAAGCGCAAACAGAGGCGCUAUCGCACCACGUUCACCAGCUACCAGCUGGAGGAACUGGAGCGGGCCUUCCAGAAGACGCACUACCCGGACGUCUUCACCAGGGAGGAACUGGCCAUGAGGCUGGACUUGACGGAGGCCCGAGUCCAGGUCUGGUUCCAGAACCGUCGGGCCAAGUGGCGCAAGCGCGAGAAGGCGGGCGCGCAGACCCACCCACCGGGGCUGCCUUUCCCCGGGCCGCUCUCGGCCACUCACCCGCUCAGCCCGUACCUGGACGCCAGUCCCUUCCCCCCGCACCACCCCGCGCUCGACUCGGCCUGGACGGCCGCCGCUGCCGCCGCCGCCGCAGCCUUCCCGAGCCUGCCUCCGCCGCCGGGCUCGGCCAGCUUGCCGCCCAGCGGGGCGCCGCUGGGCCUGAGCACUUUCCUCGGAGCCGCCGUGUUCCGGCACCCGGCCUUCAUCAGCCCGGCGUUUGGCAGGCUCUUUUCGACCAUGGCGCCCCUGACCAGUGCGUCGACCGCAGCCGCGCUCCUGAGACAGCCCGCACCAGCCGUGGAGGGCGCGGUGGCGUCGGGCGCACUGGCCGACCCGGCCACGGCCGCCGCAGACAGACGCGCCUCCAGCAUAGCCGCGCUCAGGCUCAAGGCCAAGGAGCACGCCGCUCAGCUCACGCAGCUCAACAUCCUGCCGGGCACCAGCACGGGCAAGGAGGUGUGCUAA
Ochotona curzoniae (black-lipped pika) is the source of this 1698-nucleotide messenger RNA. It is a transcript of the gene ARX, whose product is annotated as aristaless related homeobox. Gene Ontology annotation, biological process: regulation of transcription by RNA polymerase II. The transcript has 5 exons. The record is from RefSeq and is a predicted model, not a curated record. Bases 1 to 1698 code for a protein of 565 amino acids. Gene Ontology annotation, molecular function: RNA polymerase II transcription regulatory region sequence-specific DNA binding; DNA-binding transcription factor activity, RNA polymerase II-specific. NCBI's taxonomy places the organism in Eukaryota, Metazoa, Chordata, Mammalia, Lagomorpha, Ochotonidae.